Spinacia oleracea (spinach) is the source of this 722-nucleotide messenger RNA. RefSeq lists its product as uncharacterized. NCBI's taxonomy places the organism in Eukaryota, Viridiplantae, Streptophyta, Magnoliopsida, Caryophyllales, Amaranthaceae. Gene Ontology annotation, biological process: proteolysis. The record is from RefSeq and is a predicted model, not a curated record. Gene Ontology annotation, molecular function: cysteine-type peptidase activity. The transcript is spliced from 6 exons. The coding region runs from base 32 to 694 and encodes 220 amino acids.
GGCUGAUCAAAGGGAUUGUUACCACACAUUGAUGGCGAGCCAAUGUGUGAGUACCGGGUAUGUUCGGAUGGCGUCCUUUCUGUACACUAAGGUGUGGAGGGUGAAGGAGUUCGUUGGAAAGAGUGAAAGGAUAUUGCUGACUCCUGAUUUUGCCUUAAGGGUAUUGGAACCCAGAGACUCCAACUACAUCAUAGGCACCAAGUACGGCAAGGUUCUGAAAAACAUCCCGUUUACUUCUCUAGCGACGGUAUUUGUCCCCGUACUGGUCAAAGAACAUUGGUGGGGUGUCUGUUUUGACAUUAAGGGGAAGGCAAUAAGAUUGAUUGAUUCGAUCUUCAAAAACCCAGCGGAGAAACAUGCCGAUAACCUUAAUGAUCUGGUUAAUGCAAUGGACACCAUGUUCGAGGUGAAUGUACCUGGAUACCAGGCAGGGACAAUGAGCAAUUGGCGUACUGAGGUCAUCAACAUAGCAGGCAAUGUGGACAAUAAGUCGUGCGGGGUUAUAAUGUUAAGCUGCAUGAAGGCAUGUGCGCCUCGGUUCGUGGCACAGUAUGAAGUGCAUGAUUUGGUGAAAUUAAGAACGGCCUUAAUGCUUGACGACUUGCUGUCGGAAUACAAUGACGUGAGUUACGCCAUGCUUGAAGCAAUGCUGCCUCGAGCUAGGACAAGGGGGGGUAGUAGUGGUUUGCCCUAAACUGGUUCUUGGAUGAUUUGCAGGAUAA